Molecule: messenger RNA, 573 nt
Organism: Trypanosoma rangeli
Lineage: Eukaryota; Euglenozoa; Kinetoplastea; Trypanosomatida; Trypanosomatidae
Exons: 1
Coding region: 1-573 (190 amino acids)
Molecular function (GO): 2 iron, 2 sulfur cluster binding
Source: RefSeq, a predicted model, not a curated record
AUGUACGAUGGCUGGUCUUACGAACGUCUUCGGCAGCAGAGAAACCGCGCACAUUUUCUCUUGGAGGAUCCCCACCGGUUUGUGACUGUUCUGCUGCAUAACGGGAAGUUGUACGCUAUUGAUAGCCCAUGUUAUCACGCGUCUGGCCCGUUAGGUGAGGGGGAGCUGAUGGAUGUGGAGGAUGCCCAUAUGGCCUCCUCCGUGGUGUGUCUACGCUGUCCGUGGCACAACGUUCUUGUGGCGAUUGAAACGGGCGAGCUUGUAGAGGUGCAGCCCAUCUCUCCCGUCGUCACUGUGGCUACAGAGGACGAGGAAAAGUUUAAGGUGCCGUCGUACCCCUUGCGGCCCCAUUGGGAGGCGUCUGGGGGCCGUGUGCGGCUGACACGCGGACCAGUGGUGCAGCGGACACACAAAGUCUCGCUCGAGGAGGCGACUGGCAUAAUGACGAUUGAGGUUGAGGAUGAGGCGGAGAUACGACGGCAUCCCCUCCCCUCAGAUGCCGUUGCAGGCAACCUGCAGAGUGGCGCUGUCACAAUGCAAAUAUUCGACAUCAAGUUGAGGUGUUUGAGUUGA